This is a messenger RNA of Oncorhynchus mykiss (rainbow trout), 2141 nucleotides long. The record is from RefSeq and is a predicted model, not a curated record. NCBI's taxonomy places the organism in Eukaryota, Metazoa, Chordata, Actinopteri, Salmoniformes, Salmonidae.
GGCUGAACCGGAUAUGUAAAUGAAUUAAAAAACGAAAGUAAUUUUGGAGAACGGGAUGAUCGAACUGUUUCUGUUGAGCGAGAGAUACAAGGUCUCCUAGAUCAAGACUCUGUAGAGACAAAGAGAUGGGGAGCAACUGCACCAAAAGGACCAGAGAAGAGGAGAGCACUCACUCUGUCUCAAGGCGGGGAGAAGAGGGGAGCACUCACCCUGUCUUACGUCCGAUAUAUAGCUCUGAGAGCUAUUACAGCGCUUAUGGAUCUGCACAAUUUGAAGACGACCUGAUGGGGAGAGAACCAAUAUUCGGAUCCGCCCACCGUUUUGAGGAUGUUGAGACAGAGAAGAUAUGUGAGGAAACCGUGGAUGACAUCACACAGAUAGUUAAAGGGAAACUGAAAGCCAGUCUGAAGAAGAAGUUUAGAUGUGUAUUUGAAGGCACUGCUGAGGAACAAAAUGGACUUGAUAGCAUUUACACACAGCUCUACAUCACACAAGAAGAGGUUAAUAAAGAACAUGAGGUUCGACGGAUUGAAUAUCCAUCCAAGAGAAACAUAUCAGACACUCCAAUAAACUGCAAUGACAUCUUCAAACCCUUACCUGGAGAAGAGAAGAGACCUAUCAGAACUGUAAUGACAAAGGGAAUCACUGGCAUCGGAAAAACGAUCUCUGUACAUAAGUUCAUCCUCGACUGGGUAGAAGGAAACGCCAAUCAGGAUGUUGAUUUCAUCUUUGUGCUUCCUUUCCGAGAACUGAAUUUGAUUAAAGAUGAGCAGUACAGUCUUCAUGGACUUCUGAAUGACUUCCACCCUGAACUAACAGAGAUAGUAGAAGCAAAGAUUUAUGCUACCUGCAAAGUUCUGUUCAUCUUUGAUGGUCUGGAUGAAAGCCAACUGCCAUUAGGUUUUGAAAAACACAAGAGGGUGACUGAUGCUACACAGACAUCAUCGGUGGAUGUGCUGCUGACAAACCUCAUUGAGGGGAAUCUACUCCCUGAAGCUCUCCUCUGGAUAACCUCCCGACCAGCAGCAGCCAAUCAGGUCCCCUGUAAGUACAUUGACAAGGUGACAGAAGUACGAGGGUUCAACGACAAACAGAAAGAAGAAUACUUUAAGAAGAAUGUUGAGGAUGAGAACCGGGCCAGGAGAAUCAUCUCCCACAUUAAUACAUCAAGGAGCCUCCACAUCAUGUGCCACAUACCAGUCUUCUGUUGGAUUACUGCCAGGGUUCUUGAGCAAAUGUUGAGUGAAGAUGAGAGUGGAGAGAUCACAACUCUGACUGAGAUGUACAAUCACUUCCUGCUCAUUCAGACAAACCUGAAAAGCAAUAAGUAUGAUGGGGAAAGGGAGACGGAUCUGGACAUCAUCAUAGAAAGAAACAAAGAAAUAAUUCUCAAACUGGCACAACUUGCAUUUGAACAGCUGGUGAAGGGCAAUCUCAUAUUCUCUAAGAAAGACCUGGAGGAGUGUGGCAUUGAUGUCAGUGAAGCCUCAGUGUACUCUGGGUUUUGCACAGAAAUCCUGAAAGAAGAGUAUGGGCUGUAUCGGAAGAAAGUGUACUGCUUUGUCCACCUGAGCUUCCAGGAGUUCCUUGCUGCUCUGUACGUGUUCCACUGCUGUGCGAGCAAGAACAUCAAGGCCCUGGAGUCGUUCGUUGGGGAUGUGUCAUCAGAGCUGUCCUUGCAUGAGCUGCUGAAGAUGAUGGUAGAUAAAGCCUUGGAGAGUGAGAAUGGACACCUGGACCUGUUCCUCCGUUUCCUUGUUGGCAUCUCAACAGAAUCCAACCAGAAACUGUUACAAGACCUACUGCCACAAACAGAGAUCAGCUCAGAGACUGUUAAGGAAAUUAAGAAAUACCUCAGGAAGCCAAAUGUAGAUCAAGUCUCACCUGAUAGGUACAUCAAUCUACUCAUCUGCUUGACUGAGAUGAAAGAUGAUUCAGUACAUGAGGACAUUGACAAGUUCCUAAAGUCUGGACUACCUGCAGAAAUAGAAAUGUCCCCCGGUGACUGCUCAGCUCUGGCCUAUGCGCUGCUGAUAUCAAAGGGCGUGCUGGAUGAACUUGACCUACAGAGAUACAACACAUCUAAGGAGGGGCGUUUGAGACUAAUCCCAGCAGUGAGGAGUUGCAGAGAGGCAAUGUAA